AUGAGUGAUGCAUAUGCUAGAGCACUCUGUAGGGUAGUAGUUGCCCAAAUUACAAGAGGAUACAGAUUCUCUGCGAUCAGUCAGUCUGCAUGUGAAGCAUUGACAGAUAUCAUUGGAUUAUAUGUUGAGGAAAUAGGUAGUAGAGCACAUCAGUAUUGUGAAUUGGCAAGUAGAACAGAAUGUAACUUUCACGAUGUUCACGAGGCAUUCUUGGAUAUGUCGAUCGAUAUGAAUGAGCUACACAAGUUUUUGAUACAGGCAGAGGAGAUCCCCUUUGCAAGAACCAUUCCCCCAUUCCCACUGUCAGCACAAAAGAUAACCGAGGCUCAACAGCAACAACAACAAAAACAACUAACAACCACUAUAAAUAAUAUAAAUACAUCAACAUCAUCAACAACAUCAAAUUUAAAUAACAAUAAUAACAAUAACAAUAAUAAUAAAGAAGAAAAUGAACAAUCAUCUUCAUCUACAACAACAACAACAACAAAUAACAAUAGUAAUAACAAUAGCCAAACAAAUACACAACAACAAACCUCAACCCAACAACAAGAAUUACCACCACAUAUUCCAUCAUUUUUACCGAGUUUCCCUGAUAAACAUACUUACGCAAAGACACCUCUGUUUGGGGAGGUUGUAACAGAUUCACAUACAUUAAAGAAAACAAAGAGUAAACAAAAGAGAAAGAUAGAACAGACGUUAACUAAAUUAUCGACUAUUACAACACCCCAACCUAUCACAUCGUAUGAUAUGAAAGAUCAACCUCGACAAUCAAGUAGAAAGUCAAAGAAAGAUAGAAAUGGGCAUCACAGAAGCGAUAGAAAUAGAGAUAGAGAUAGAGAAAGAGAAAGAGAUACCAAUGGAAAUACUAAUGGUAAUGGUAAUGGUAAUGGAACAACUGGUGAUGAAGUUAUAAUGGAUGAUAUAAAUAAUAAUAAUAAUAAUAAUAACCAAAAUGGAAAUAAUGUAGCAAAAGAAGAUGAACAACAACAACAACAACAACAACAACAAAUUAAUACACCGACACCAUUACAUGAUAUAAAUACAUCGUUUUACAUUAAACACGAUGACGAUUUGAAAAAGAUUGAAGACGUUCCCACUAGAAGAGCUCUGCUAUCGGAGGAAGACAAUGAACGUGUCAAGAAGAAACUAAAGUGUGAGAGAAUCCUUUCGAUGACUCACGAGAAUACUUCAUCUUCGCUCAACUCUGCCGCUAAUUCAUCUUUGGCCGCCGGUAACAUCAACGAUGAAGACCAAAAAGAAAACAGUAAACAGAACAGCAGUAAUUCAAAGGAUAUCAUAUUAGAAAGAGAAAAGAUAUAA
Heterostelium album PN500 is the source of this 1320-nucleotide messenger RNA. RefSeq lists its product as uncharacterized. The coding region runs from base 1 to 1320 and encodes 439 amino acids. Gene Ontology annotation, cellular component: transcription factor TFIID complex. Gene Ontology annotation, molecular function: protein heterodimerization activity. The record is from RefSeq and is a predicted model, not a curated record. The transcript is spliced from 3 exons. NCBI's taxonomy places the organism in Eukaryota, Evosea, Eumycetozoa, Acytosteliales, Acytosteliaceae.